This is a messenger RNA of Didymodactylos carnosus, 261 nucleotides long. NCBI's taxonomy places the organism in Eukaryota, Metazoa, Rotifera, Eurotatoria, Philodinida, Philodinidae. The record is from the annotation of a GenBank genome assembly.
AUGCAAGCAGCAACAUCAUAUGCUAGUGGAAAAUCUUUUAAAUGGCGUCCAUGGUUAGGUAAUAAUCCAAGUUCGAAAGAUGAUCGAAUCAAAUUAUUUCACAAUUCGAAAUUAUAUGCAUCAGUAGAUGGCUAUGAAUAUGCAACUGCUCUUGAAUUAAUCGCUAUGACUAGUCAAACUUUAAAAAAGACGUCAAUGAAUAUUGAUUUACAAACAAUUCUUAAGAGAGGAUUCGUGAGUGGAUUGAGCAUGCCGCCUUAA